Eleginops maclovinus (Patagonian blennie) is the source of this 1550-nucleotide messenger RNA. RefSeq names its product homeobox protein six1b. The record is from RefSeq and is a predicted model, not a curated record. Gene Ontology annotation, biological process: skeletal muscle fiber development; regulation of transcription by RNA polymerase II; regulation of skeletal muscle cell proliferation. Bases 304 to 1158 code for a protein of 284 amino acids. The transcript has 2 exons. Gene Ontology annotation, cellular component: transcription regulator complex; nucleus. Lineage: Eukaryota; Metazoa; Chordata; Actinopteri; Perciformes; Eleginopidae. Gene Ontology annotation, molecular function: RNA polymerase II cis-regulatory region sequence-specific DNA binding; DNA-binding transcription factor activity, RNA polymerase II-specific.
GCUGCAAACUCAGUCCUGCUCUGCUGUACACGGUGCAGGGCAGAGGGAGAGCCAAUCACCGAAACGCACAGGCUCCCUUUAAGCCUGACAUAUCUCCAACAGGAACAAAUUGUCCCAACAAUCAACAUCCCAAUCUGCUGCGCGCAUCAGGGGCUGGAGUGGAGAGGAUAGCCUAUAGGCCUGAGCUGCGCGGACGGAUCGCGCUGGAUUGCAUCGCGACAACAAACUAUAAACACUGAGAAAUAAACGACAGCUAUCGUGUUGGAUACCAACGAUUUGGGCGGAGGCGCAAGCUCGGACAUCAUGUCUAUAUUGCCGUCAUUCGGGUUUACGCAGGAGCAAGUGGCAUGCGUUUGCGAGGUGUUGCAGCAGGGAGGGAACCUGGAGAGGCUCGGCCGCUUCCUAUGGUCCCUGCCCGCCUGUGAUCACCUCCACAAGAACGAAAGCGUCCUCAAAGCUAAGGCGGUCGUGGCUUUUCAUCGGGGAAACUUCAGAGAGCUUUACAAGAUCCUAGAAAGCCACCAGUUUUCUCCGCACAACCACCCAAAGCUGCAGCAGCUUUGGCUUAAGGCGCACUACGUGGAGGCGGAGAAGCUGCGCGGACGGCCGCUCGGAGCUGUAGGGAAGUACCGGGUGCGGAGGAAAUUCCCGCUACCCCGCACUAUAUGGGACGGCGAGGAGACCAGCUACUGCUUUAAAGAGAAGUCCCGGGGUGUCCUGAGAGAGUGGUACACGCACAACCCUUACCCUUCCCCGCGGGAAAAGAGAGAACUGGCCGAGGCCACAGGACUGACCACCACGCAGGUCAGCAACUGGUUCAAAAACAGACGGCAGCGAGACAGAGCAGCAGAGGCGAAGGAGAGAGAGAACAGUGAAAACAGCAACGCAGGCGGUAACAAACAGAACCAGCUGUCCCCGCUGGACGGAGGAAAGUCUCUCAUGUCCAGCUCGGAGGACGAGUUUUCUCCACCCCAGAGCCCCGACCCGAACUCAGCGCUUUUGCUUCAGGGCAACAUGAACCACCCCGGGGCCUCCGCGUACCCCAUGUCCAGCCUGGGGCCCCCACAGCCGGUGCACAGCAUGCACGGACACCCGCACCAACUGCAGGACUCCUUGUUGGGACCUCUAACCUCCAGCCUUGUGGAUUUGGGCUCUUAAAGAGGCUGCCAGAUUAUUUUAUUUUACAACAACAGAAAAAAAGAGGACUGAUAAAUGUAUCAGAUUGAUGUAUGAAAUAACACUAUAGUAGCUACCUUAUAAUAUAGACUGACUUGUCUGUCGUUAAAUUUGGUUAGAACAAAAUUCCUUUUAUGCGCUUAAACUGUAUAUCCCCACUGACAGGAGCAUUUUCGUCUCCUGCACACGAAAACACACAAACAGGACCUGUCUGAAACUCUUAACUCGACGAGACACUUAACUGGACUGCCCAUUUGCUUAAUUUAUGAUAUUUUGUUGAUAUAAAAGGAUUAUGGCAACAUCCUGCGAUGGAAACUAAGAGGUAACGUUUUCAUUAGUCAUGGUAAUUAGUUUCCAAUAAAACAAAAGUAAUA